AUUUCUCUCCACCGGACACAACAACAUCUUUCACAAAUCUCUCAUAGAAAUUAUCAAAAAUAUUAUAUUAUCUAUUAUCUGAAUUCCAACAUUUGAGUUAUGGCUAUUCACAAAGCUCUACUCGCUUCUCUACUCGUCUCUCUGCUUGUCCUCCACCUUGUCCAGGCCGAUACGGCAAACUCAAAACCUCAAGAUGGCUACGCAAAGAAAAUAGAUUGCGGAAAUGCGUGCGAGGCGCGGUGCAAGUUAUCGAGCAGGCCGCGACUUUGCCACCGUGCGUGCGGGACGUGCUGCAUGAGAUGCAACUGCGUCCCGGCUGGUACGGCCGGGAACUACGACAAGUGCGAGUGUUACGCCGCCCUCACCACCCACGGCGGCCAACGCAAGUGCCCUUAGAAAUCGCGAUUUCCAAUCACUGAUCCCAAACGCACCGCGCGUUCCAUGGACAUGACGUUUGUUGAUGAUUACAACGAUCCUUUGAGUGUGUGUACUGCUAUUAGUUUAUGAGUUUCUUUGGUAUUUCUUUUAUUUUCCCGGUCCGUUUAAUUUUAUUGUACGUCUUUGAUUUUCUAAUAAAAUCGUAUGUGGGUUAUAUAUUCCAUUCCAUAUUA
This is a messenger RNA of Tarenaya hassleriana, 611 nucleotides long. Its product is annotated as gibberellin-regulated protein 1. NCBI's taxonomy places the organism in Eukaryota, Viridiplantae, Streptophyta, Magnoliopsida, Brassicales, Cleomaceae. The transcript is spliced from 3 exons. The coding region runs from base 100 to 396 and encodes 98 amino acids. The record is from RefSeq and is a predicted model, not a curated record.